AUGGCCAAGGAGCUUGUGGGCGAUGCCCGUGGAACACACUUGGAGCAGGAGUUGACCCCUUUCUUUGUAAAGGGCCAGAUGGAGCUGCUGUGGUCCCCAAACUCCACGCCACACCUGGCAGGGAACGUGUCAGUGUCCGUCGGCCACUUAGGCUGGGAUCCAGCCAGAGGGGGAGUGCGGCUGCUCUCGCGAGCGGAACGGCUCCCCUUGGAAGAGCUGAGGCUGCGUCUAGAAGGCAGUGGAAAAUCAGUGCGGUUUCCAGCGAGCCAGAAUCUUCAAAGGCUGAGAGGAGCGAGGGAGGCUACUGGUCCUGCCCAUCCAGUGGCGGGGUUCGGGGGAGAGUCGGCAGUGACAGAGGAGCCGCGGCCGGUGGUGAUAGUGGCCUGGGGACCAGGUUCCGGCUCCUGUUCCUUGGCACCAACACAGGAAUUCAAGAAAACGGUGGCUGCAGGAAGGCCUCCCAGCUAUGGAUCUGAAGCUGGAGAGAACCUGAUUACUGGAGCCCGAAUCGCAGGGGCAGAGGGAAGACACGACCUCCGUGAGCAGAUCUUGACGCAGGUCGAUUUACCCGGACGGCAGGCUCCUCUGGUCGGCAGGUUUGCCAGGAUCCCUGGGGCUUUCUGACCGCACAGGUUAGAAAAAGCCUGUUCGCGUUCACCUUUUAGAACGUGUUUACAGUAAAGGAGAAUCAUACACAAUUUUUUUUUUUGUUUCCAUUGAUCAAGUGAG
Oryctolagus cuniculus (rabbit) is the source of this 729-nucleotide messenger RNA. The record is from RefSeq and is a predicted model, not a curated record. NCBI's taxonomy places the organism in Eukaryota, Metazoa, Chordata, Mammalia, Lagomorpha, Leporidae.